AUGGCCGCACAAAUGGCCAUGUAUGCCCCGUCGCACGGGAAGACAGGAUCAUCGGGCUCGAUUCCUCCUUAUCCACAGCCACCUUCGCCCACGCUCACGAAUCCCGACAUGAUCUUGCCCGACCAUCUUCCUGACUCCCCCGACCGGUCGCGGUCGCCUUUAAUGAUGUGGAAUAACGGCGGCUUCGACUUGGGCGUCUCUGCCUACAACAUGAAUGUGGCCCACGCGCCCACCACGCCCAUCAUAUAUGGAAAUGGCACCAUGUUGUCAGAUAUCGGCGAGGUCACAGAGGCCGAGAGUACAGUUGGCGGACCCGUCAAGUCGCCGCGCAAUGGUUACUACAAGGCUGGCUUUGGCGUGAGGCAGUCGUCCAACAACCCCGCCUAUGAGGCCGCCAAGAAGAAGAAAACGAAGAAGUCGGAGCCCAAGGUCAUGUCACGAGAUCGGGAAAGACGCUUGUCCAUGGAAUCUACCAGCACGAUUACGAAUGGCGACAACCCCGGAACUUUUGCCGACUUUGACGACUCCGUCAGUGUUGUGGAUAGCAACUUCCAGGGUGAUGAUGAGGAGAGUGUUGCCGACUCGUAUGUCUUCUAUGAUGGUGCCGACGAGAGGACGCCAGAGGAGGAAGCUGCUCGAGAGGCCGAGGAACGUUACUCUACGGCAUUGAGUCGCAGGGCAGAACAAAUUCUUGCCAAUGCUAAGCGGAGAUUGACAAAUAUGGAGGGUAAUCUGAACCGAGCUCGAUCGUCAUUGUCAGUGGAUUCGGGUGGUUCAGAGGCAUCUCCGACACCAUAUUCCAGGCCAGGAACUGCUCUACAACGACACCACGACUCGGGGCCACCAAGGGGUUUCAUUGGACAUAGUCGAAUCUCGAGCGAAAAUGGCCUGCUAAACACAAACGACUUCAAACCUGCCACUCUAUCGCCAAGAUCUUCAAGCGCACUUGGUGUGACAGGCUCCUAUCAGCAGUUGUUACGAAGUUCUUCUUUUCGGAGUGCAGAAUCUAAGAGAGACAGUCCUCCGAAUGAAAACCACGUCAACUCAGUCUAUGGAAAUGCAGCAUACACAAAGAGCAAAGUCUCCAUGCACGACAGCAAGUACACCCUAGAGCAGCUCGGUGAGGAUGAUGCUUCCCGACCGGCAGUACCUACACAAGAUAGCCUCGAAGAUGCCAAGCUGGAUACAUUCCUUAACCCAACUUUUGGCUCUUACGAUGACAAAGGACUUCGGAGAUCUGCUUCCACUGCACAAAUGCGCGACAUCAAGGAUCACAUGGCCGAGCUCAAGGGUAGACUUUCAAGUUUGAGAGAUCAAGCUCGGGCAGAUAGCAUGAAACGACGUAGUGUACAAAGCCUGCGUUCUGCCAGUCCUUUUACUCACGCACGGGAGCUCAGUUCGGACAGCAAGAUUGAGCUGCCAAGUGGCAAGAGCAUGAAAGACAUCAACAAAUGGAACGACGGAGUAGAAAGUCUGCACGAGAGUGAUAUCGGCGAUGAUGAGGACCAAGAAAUAAACGACAACAUGUCCAUCAUCAGCGACUCUAUAUACUCUGAACAGGAGGCCAUGUCGCCACGAACUGGUUGGAAUCAGGACACCGAAACGAGAUUCGCAGAAGCAAUUACCACCGACUAUCCCGCAAUGGCCAAUGGAGGGGCAGCGCUUGACGACGAUCUCGAAGACAUGCGAACUGAAGACGGCUACGAUGAUAUUGAAGACGACGAGACCGACUUCCAAGAUGUCAUGAGUGAAGGAGGCGAAUCGCUGUACCAUGACACUGUACAGCACCAGGUUUCUCACGAGGAUCGUGAAGAUGCAUUUGAUUAUGAGCACUUUUUCCUCCACAGCGCCAUGGGCAGCAUGACGCAGAGGAAACUGACACGGUCACGCAGCCGCGGCAGCCGGGCCAGCUUUAGCUCAGAGGACUCUGUUGAGACGACUCGUGGACCUACCAUUAAUGGCGAAUAUCAACGCGGCCGGAGAGGUAGCAAUGCAUCUCUCUCUAGUGUGGACUCCUUCCUCACGGCAACCGAAGGCAGGAUCACUAGAGCAGAGAAUAAUGAGGGCAUGGAGUACUUUCCAGCACAGGGAACCACCGCGCCUAAGAGGACUCGCUCGCACACCCCUAACAAGAGCAAACGAAUCACUUUGGACUUGGGCAGGCCGACUUCGCAUACUGACCUGAGUCAACCUCGCGCCACGCUGAUACAAAGGCCUCAGAGCAGUGCAGCUACGUACAUGCAUCGUCCUUCGGUCUCGUCCCUGGGUUCGGCUGGUACGAAUAGAAGUUUUCCGCUGGUCAACCGUCCGAAGCCCAAUGGUGUCCUGACCCCUUGCGAGUCACCGGACCAAGGGCUUAAAAAGAUCUCCGAGACUCUUAUGAGUGAGACCGCGAGCCUUUGUGACAGCAUCAACCUUGGAGAAAAGCCCAUCGGGCAGCUCGAAAAGGAAGAUCAAAUGCUUGUUGAGCGAAUGGUUGCCAGCCUGGGCAAAUGUGUAUUGGGUCUUUCAGAAAAUGGACGCGCAGGUUCAGAGAGUCGUGUCUUUAGACGACGAAUUGAAGCUGCAAGGCAAAUUCUGGAAGGAAUCCAACCUGUGUAA
Molecule: messenger RNA, 2601 nt
Organism: Pestalotiopsis fici W106-1
Lineage: Eukaryota; Fungi; Ascomycota; Sordariomycetes; Amphisphaeriales; Sporocadaceae
Exons: 2
Coding region: 1-2601 (866 amino acids)
Source: RefSeq, a predicted model, not a curated record